This is a messenger RNA of Cydia strobilella, 5474 nucleotides long. RefSeq names its product general transcriptional corepressor trfA-like. The coding region runs from base 234 to 3527 and encodes 1097 amino acids. The record is from RefSeq and is a predicted model, not a curated record. Gene Ontology annotation, cellular component: extracellular region. Gene Ontology annotation, molecular function: chitin binding. The transcript is spliced from 8 exons. NCBI's taxonomy places the organism in Eukaryota, Metazoa, Arthropoda, Insecta, Lepidoptera, Tortricidae.
GCCACGGGAAAAGGGUGUAACCCAAAAAGUCUGGGAUUUCCUCACAGACUUUUUCUACAUUUACAUAAAAUUCGCGUUAUACGCUGUAGCUAUAUAUAUCCUGUUUUACUACUAUGAUUACUAUUUUGGAUGAUUUUUAGUGAGCAGAGGAUGUGAAGUGCUAGUGCUAGUGAAGUGAUAAACGGAAUAUUGACUUUUUCACGUUGGAGAGGACUAUUGGUUAAGCUGGCACCAUGAAGCGAUCUCGGCACAGAUGGCUGGGAUGUAGCAUAUUUUGUGUUACAAUGGCCGUGCUAUCCCUGGAGAUCCCCAGCACGUCGGCGGCGAGGGCCACCUCCCUCAUCUUCGCCAAGACCUCCACAACCACAGCAGCACCCGAGGACCCGAGCGUGCCGGAAGAUGAACAGUUAGAAACAACAGCGGAAGGAGGACAGACCAACACCACCAGAAAACUCACGGGGAUCCCCCAAAUUGACUACAUCUACGACCCCAACCUUCCCCGAGAGCUGAAUGGCUUCAAUCUCUCAAACUACCCCUUCUAUGAGACCGUGCCACCACCAGAGAUGAUAGACUUCAAAUGUGACGGGUUGCAUGAUGGGUUCUACGCGUCAGUCCCUCAUAGGUGUCAAGUAUACCACCACUGCCUGUUCGGCACGCGUUACGACUUCCUCUGCGCGAAUUAUACAGCAUUCGACCAGAAAACUUUCAUCUGCCACUUCGCCUCCGAAGUGGACUGUAAAAACUCGCCAAACUAUUUCAACAGGAACGAAGCUCUGUACAAAGCCGCAUCAACGACCACCAUCCCUCCCCCCACCACGUCGACCACCACUACUACCACCCCCCGCCCGCACCCGCGACCCCGCCGGCCUCAUAGAUAUGACUACUAUGAUGAUGAUUACUAUUAUCCCGCGAGGGAUGAUUACGACUAUGAAGAAAGGGGUGGCAGGAGACCCAGACCCAGACCUCGACCCCAAGGCAGGCAGGGAGGCAGAAAACGUAGGCCAGUCGAUGAUUACGAGGAUGACAGAUACGAACGUCGUCCGCGUCCAAGAGACGAGCAACCUGAUGACGACUACGAUGACAGAAGACCCUACGACAGGCCCAAUAGGCCAGCCAAGAGACCUUACAGCGACAGGCGACCGUAUGAAGACGAAGAAGGUAGGCCUGGCUAUAGAGCUGGAACCAGAAGACCUAGACCUAGAGACGAAGAAGAAGAGAGAUACAGAGAAGAUGACAGACCAAGGCAUCAAGAUAAACCAAAUGAAAAGCGACCUCGUGAUGAUAUGAGAAACCGUGAUGAUCCUGAGCGAGAUGAUAUUAGAAAUGAAAGAACUAAAGAUGAAAAACCUAGGGAAGGAUUCAGGCCCCGGGAUGAAGGGAAACCACGUGAAGAAAUAAGGCCUAGAGAUGAAAUUAGGCCCAGAGAGGAAAUGAAGCCUCGAGAUGAGAUUCGGCCACGCGAUGAGAUAAGACCUAGAGAUGAAAAAAGACCACGCGAUGAAGUAAGAUCGCGAGAUGAAGUAAGAUCGCGAGAUGAAAUAAAACCAAGAGAUGAAGGUAGGCAUAGAGAUGAAGUUAAGCCCAAAGAUGAAGGAAAAACUCGUGAUGAAAUAAGGCCGCGCGAUGAACGAAGACCAUCAAGAGAUGAAGGCAAAUCUUCAAGACCUUAUUCUAAUGAAGGACGAAGGUAUAGAGGAGAGAGGGAGAAAGGCAGAGAUGAAAGGCCUUACAGUAAACCAGAACCAAGACCAGAGAGAAAUUAUGAUGAUGAGAGAGUUCGUGAAGAAAGAAGACAGCCACCAACCGCUCCUGAAGGUCAAGCGUUAGUGAAACCUAAUGGCCAUGGUAUAUUUAGUCAACCAAGAAUGCCGCCAAAGAUCAAACGGCCGGUUCCAGCCACCGAAAAAGAUAAAUACGGAUAUGUCCCCAUAACGACCACAAAAGCGCCGUUAAGAGCUGACGAUGAUGAAUAUUAUGAUGAUUACGAAGAAGAAGAUACCAGGAGACCAUCGUCAUCUGGAAAGAACAGUCAAAUUCAACAAAGGCCAAAACCUGAAUCUGUAGAAAAGGAAAAAUUUAAGCCUUCAAGGCCACAUUAUUCUAGUCCAGCGCCUAAAAUUAAGAAAAAUAAAAGGCCAAUCGAUUACGAAGAUGAUGAAUAUUAUUAUGAGCCACCUGUGAAAUCACAGAAAUACACUUAUAAUCAAAGGAACAAAGAAACUCCUAAACUUAAAGUGACUGAUGAGUAUUACGACGAUUACGAAGAUAGGCGAGAUAUGGAUAGAGAUCACGUAAAAACAAAAGACGAAGAUAUUACUAGUAGAAUCAAAGAUCUGAAACCUAAUGUAAAAGUACUAAAGCGUCCUUUUUUACCGUCUAGGGGUGGAAGUCCCUACUUGCCUAGGGGCUUGCAACCAGUUGCUGGUAAAGACUUAACUGCGCCCCCGAACACCACCCCUAAACCCACCACCACUACUACUAGCACCACUACUACCACUACUACUACCACUACCACCCCUAAACCUACUACUACCACUACUACUACGACUAGACCCACUACCACGACAACUACAACUACUACUACAAGGCCCACCACAACCACAACAGAGGAACCAACAACCACAAUUACAACAGGAAAACCAACUACAACCGAACUGACAAAAGACGAUUACGAAGACGAUGUCGAAGAGUACUAUGAUGAAGAAGAUAUAGAUUACGACAAAAAAGAAACCACAACAGAAGAACUAACGACGCACCAACCAUCAACAACUCGCAAACCAAAAACAACACACAAACCAAUAACAACACAGAGACCAACGACAACAGCCGCCGCUGAACUGACAACAAAAGACCAAGCCAAAAACUUAGCCGAAAAAGUAUUAAGGAUAUACAACGAUCAAUACCAUGCAAUCAAAGAAAAAUUGGAAACUACUUUGUCACCUGGAGAUUAUUUAAAGCCUUAUUUAGCGGCUGAGCAAGCGGCAGCGGAGGAAGAAAGAAGACAAGAAGAAGCAGAUGAUUACAAUUACAGACCGACACAAGCACCAUUUAAACCAUCCCCUCAAUUACCAGUAGUUAAUCCAGAAAUUUCAAAGCCCUACACGGCGACUGGCAAACCUUUAAGAAUACCAGAGAACAUAUCUAUAAAACAGAAUCUAGCUGAUUCUAUCGAAAAUGAUUAUGAUGUGACACUUAACGAGGCUAUAGCGCCUGCCCUUCCAAAUUUAAAUGUUAGAAAUAACAUCCCAAGUGGAUUCAUAGUUCCAGGAGAUAGGGACUACACUUAUUCAAGAUUUAGGAGCAAUUUCCAGCAAGAACCACAAUUUGCGGCUUCAGAAUUAAACAGCUAUCAGAUUCGGAAGAGGCCGCAGAUUUCAGGGGUUAGUAUAAGAACUCCGACAUCAUAUUUUCUACAACCACAGAGAUACCAAGAUGGUAUACAAAGGCCACAACGGCAUCUAGUUUAUGACCCAAGACCUCAAAGCCAUCCAGGCGUUUACCAGGCGCCGCAGUUUAAACUAUUUUGAGGCAGUUGCCAAUCCCAAUGGCAAAAAGUGUAAUUCAUGUAGUUGAAUGAUGGAUAAUUUUUUUGUGUUUAUAUUUCGUUGUCCAGGGACAAUAGGGGUGCAAGAAGAAAUAUAUCACGUUCUACUAUUAUGCUCAUUAUAGAAAUAGCUUGAAACUACCACAAAGAUGCAUGUUUGGUAAAUUUUAAUACCAUCAAAUUAAGGUUUUAAGAGUUGUCCAGGGAAACGUAACCAUGGCAAAGUGGGACACAACAAAGUUGAUUCAUCCCAUGCCAUGUUGUGGAUUAAAUUGGAACAUUCAAAUUGUGAUGGGUAACCUUUGAAAGAUUUAACAAAAAAACCUGUGGUUUGUACCAUUUUUUCGCAAAAAUCGUUUAAUACACGCUGCAGGUUUUCGUUUUUGGUCCUUUAGUCAUUUCUAGUUUAUUUAACAUCACUGCCAAGUUUUAUGUCAUUUUUAUUUUAAACUAAUAAGUUCAACUUGAAUUAUUUUUAGCAAUUGAUCUGAAACGGAUACUUAAACAAAAAAUAUUCAUGAAAAUUAAGUUUUUAGUUCUUAAAUAUUUCUUUUUGUAUUUGCCGAUAUUUUGAGUAGGAUAAUUUACCUCUUCAAACUAAAUAUAGAAAUGUACGGUCAAUGAAAUGUUGGCGCAUCUCAAUGUCGACAAAUAUAGUGCAAUAAUAUUAGUAUACGUACAAUACGUACAUAGUUGAAGAUAAGUUAUCGACGCCUCUUUAUCAAUAUGGUCAAAACUAUUCUAGGCCCAAUAGAUUAGGGCCCGUCUGAACUAAGUCUGCAUGAUCUUCAUAAGCGAAAGAAUGUGGGAAUCUGGGAAUGCCACCGUAAAUGACAAAUAUCAAAAUAUGAAAUUCAUAGCGGCGCUGCAACACUUUGUCGCUGCCAAAACGGUACAAACGUAGCUUAGACAGAUUUUACUCAUCUUAGCGCACCAGCUGAAAAGAAGAAUAGCGCUUUUUGUAAAUGAGUAUAUUUUCAACACACUUGCUCAAAACGACGUUUUUAUUCCACCGAUUUUUGGCUCAUAAUCCUAGAUAUGUACAUACUUACACGCGUGCUUUUUCAGUAUAUUAUAACACUCGUGUUUUUUCAUUAUAUUAUCCGACUGAGUUAAGAAGGUAACUGUUUGCUAAUAAUAUGCAUGGAAACGGAGCCUUCUUUAAUUGGUCGGACUGGCCGGCCCGCCCGCACCCGGGGCGAAGGGCGGCCGGCAGUAUGACAGGUUUUAGACUUUUACUAACUGUAUUAACAAUUAAAAUUUGAUUAAUAUGAACGUUUCUUUUUUUGUGUGCAAGUGUGUUGAAAAACGUCGUAUGAAACGCGUGUGCAUUGGUCAUUACACACAUCGGAUUUCUUAUUGCGCGCUCGCUUACAGCUCGCGCGCACAAUAUGGCCUCGUAUGUAAUGACCAACUUAGCACACUAGUAUCACAAUGUACUACACAUACAACAACCGUGUAUACAACCGUUAAAGAUAGUGUCAACCCUAAAUUAUGAUUUUAGAGAUAGACCAUAUAUUUUUGAGGAUUAGCUAUAAAUAUGUGUGGCCUAAUAAAAUUAUGUAUAUUUUGAGGUGCUGAGAUAUAAGAAGUCAAUGAUAAAAGGUCAGAAAAAAGGCACAGUUCCCUACUGCUAAGAUUUUGAAAUAAAAAAUAAAAAAACAUUAGUGUGUUUAAUUUUUUUUAUAUCAGGUCUCAUUUGAAGAAAAUGUGAUAAGUUCUUUUAUGUGAAAAUGAACAAUUUAAAAUAAAAAAUAGAAAAAUUAUAUAAUUUAAUAGCAGUAGGCACUGUAUAUAAUUUUGUAGUUCACUAAUUUAAGUAUUAACAAUACUCUUUAGUUACCCUAUCGUAAGGCAGAAAAAUAUAUUUUUCAAGGGUUACCGGUAGAAUGUGCUGAAUGUUUUGUAAAUCAUAUAAAUAUUGAACAAC